Molecule: messenger RNA, 4442 nt
Organism: Biomphalaria glabrata
Lineage: Eukaryota; Metazoa; Mollusca; Gastropoda; Planorbidae
Product: protein bicaudal D-like
Exons: 13
Coding region: 143-2668 (841 amino acids)
Biological process (GO): protein localization to organelle; regulation of microtubule cytoskeleton organization; microtubule anchoring at microtubule organizing center
Cellular component (GO): Golgi apparatus; cytosol
Molecular function (GO): dynein complex binding; cytoskeletal adaptor activity; dynactin binding
Source: RefSeq, a predicted model, not a curated record
CGUGACAAUCGACAUUGCUGCAUAAUAAAUCGAGGGAAAAAAUGGCGAACCUGUGUUAAUCAUUGGAUCGAAAUGGACGAUCGACUCCGUUGUCGACGAUUCUUUAAAAACAUUUUGUAAUUUUAAAUUCCGUUUAAGAGACAUGGAGUCUCCUGGUGGUGGUCUUUUAUCCAUGGAGGAUUUGCACGCCGAAGUGGAAAGGUUAACUAAAGAAUUAACAGAAACUACAAGGGAAAAAUUACAAGCAGCAGAGUAUGGUCUCGCCGUCUUGGAAGAAAAGCAACAAUUACAGCAACAGUUUGAAGACCUAGAGGCCCAACUUGAGACAACACGAACAGAACUUGAAUGCGCCAAAGAGGCUCUAAAUAAACAUCACAGCACCUUCAAAAAGCACCAUGAGAGUGGAGUGCACCAGGAGGAGAAAUUCUUGGAAGAGACUGCUCAGCGAGAGGAGAAUUAUCAGUAUUCCAUCACAGAGCUUGAACAGGAUCUCAAGACAACUAGACAAAACUUGACAAGAAUAACAAGUGAGAAUGAGAGACUUUCUGGGGAGCUAGCUGAGUUAAAUCAUCAGAUCGAACUUCUAGAAAACCAAAGACAACAAAUGCGGCAUGACUUAAGAGAAUAUAAAGUGCGUGAAAAUAGAAAUUUAACAGACUAUGCAGAGCUUGAGGAGGAAAAUAUAUCUCUGCAAAAGCAGGUAUCUCAGCUAAAACAGAACCAGGUGGAGUUUGAGUCCAGCAAACAUGAGACUCUAAGACUUCAAGGAGAGUUGGAAGACCUUGUCAUGCAGCUAGAUGAAAUGGCUGGACUAAAGAGCAUUGUGGAGAAGAAGCUUGAGGAGGCUCUUGCUUCCCUUGCCCAGGAAAGAGAGCAGAAGCACGGCUUGAAGAAAGAGUUGGACCACCGGAUCACUCAAGAGUCAAUGUUUAACUUGAGCAACUUGGCUCAUUUUGGAGGUCUAAGUGAGGUGUUGAACUUCAAUCAUCAUACAGAUCACGAAGAAGACAUGGAUGGUAGUGUUCACCCAGCAUUAAAGAGAAUAGAAGCUGAUUUUUCAUUCCCUGGCAAGAAAAGCUCAGAUGCACCAACUCCAAGACCUGGUACAGUUGGAGAUAUUUUAAGUGAAAUUCAGAUUACUGAAGUCGGUAAACUAGAAAAUCUCUUGGAACAGUCUGAAUCAGAAAAAAUGGAACUUCAAAAAGCUCUUGAUGAAGCCAAGAAGCUCAUUGAAGACACUCAAAGAGACCUUAUUGAACAAAAAGAUAGAGCUGAUCACCUCAAAGCAACCAUUGCUCAUGUUGCAGCAAUGCACGAGAGACAGAUGCUUCCAAAUGAUCUGCAGGUCUCUUAUGAUGAAGGACUGCUGGCUGAAAUAGCUGAUGAAACUGAUCCAGACAGGAAGGCCUUGCUGGAGUUGAAACAAAACUUACAACAAAAUGAAAAGAAAUACACAACAGCAAUGAGAGAAAUAGGAAACCUCCAGGCUGAAAUUGGUCGAUUACAGGGAAGAAAUGCAAUAGUUGGAAAUCCUGAUAUUGAGCAGGCUCUUGCAGAGUUAAAAUACAAAUGUGAUUUGUAUGAGCAAACCAUCAAAGACCAAGAGUGUAAUCUCAAAGCGGCCACUCAGGCAGCAGCUGUCUCAAAGAACAGCUUAGAGGGCCUUCAAGGAGAGUUGACAUGCAUCACAGAAGACCUAGCCCAGGUCUAUCACUUAGUGUGUCAGGUGACUGGGGACACACCAUCUCGUGUCAUGUUAGACCAUGCCAAAGGGGCCAAGAUAAGAGGAGAACUGGGCUCCAGCGAGGAUAUAACCCCUUCAUCUGAGAACAAGUCAGUGGUUGAUACUGAAAAGGAAAAUGAGACGCUUCCCUCCCAGCCAUUGUCUGCUUCCACACCAAAGUCUAGUGAGAAAAAAUCUGGUAAAAAAUUUAGAUCUAAUCAGUCGCCCAGUAAGUCUGAUCCAACAUCUUGUGGAACACUUUCAGAAACAAUAGUUGACCAGGUGAAAUAUCUACGCCAUGCCAUUGAACAUCUAAUGGAGAUGUCCAAACAGUGGCAGCAACAGGGUAAUGUGGGGGGUGAUGAAAAUGGGGAGGAUGACAGGAAUGAACUGCAAGAGCAGGUGGUGAAAUUGAAGGCCAUGUUAUCCACAAAGAGAGAACAAAUUGCAACACUGCGCUCUGUCCUUAAAGCCAACAAAUCCACUGCUGAGGUGGCACUGGCUAAUCUGAAGCAGAAGUAUGAGAAUGAGAAAGUUAUCGUGACAGAAACAAUGAUGAAACUAAGAAAUGAACUGAAAUCUCUAAAAGAGGACGCAGCCACAUUUGCUUCUCUGCGUGCCAUGUUUGCACAGCGAUGUGAUGAAUAUGUCACACAGCUUGAUGAAAUGCAGCGCCAGCUGUCUGCUGCAGAGGAAGAAAAGAAAACUCUCAAUUCAUUAUUACGUAUGGCCAUCCAGCAAAAACUGGCCUUGACACAAAGGCUGGAAGACCUUGAAUUUGACAGGGAGAGGCGAACAAUGACCACAAGGCGGCAGGGUCCACCUAGAAAUAACAAAAUGGGCAAUUCCAAGUACGCAUCAGCCUCAUCUCAGCACCAGCAACAGGAUGAACAGUCAGGCAGCCAUUACAGGCGCCCUUAUCAUAACUUUCGAAGAGAUUAUUAGUAUAGGGGUCAGUGUUUCCUGUGGUAGGAGGGAGUUGAUGUCUUGUAGUCCAGUCAGUUGCAGUAGUCAGCCAAUGACCACUAGCAUCACAGAGGAUCGUAUGUAAUGAUUCAGCAUAACCAAGAAAUCAACACAUCAGAUGACCAUAUGUUUCAAAAUUCAAACUCUCCCUCAACAUCUCAUUGCUGUAGUUCAAACGUUUCUUAUCUUGAAGACUUCCAUUGUGAAUGCUGUCCCCUCAUAAUGUGCAUUCCACAAAGUUAUCAAAUGAAAUACAUAAAAAACAAAGCACCAGUCUGCUUUAAAAGCAGAGUUGAUUCCAGAACUCUUGGAUGUUUCUGAAAUGUGUGUGUUUGCUAGUCUCUAGACUAGAACAGAUGAUUUCAUGUGAUAGUAUAUGCCAAGGUUAAGCCCUUGUUAAUGAGAUUAUAUAGACUGGAGUGUCUAUGUCACUCAGUGUACAGAUGUGGGAAAGAAUGUUCAGAAUAUCUCAGGAACUAAAGACUUUUUUUUCCCUUUAAACUUUCUUAUCUGUAGUGUUACAUAUUAUAAGACUAGAUAUCUAUUAAUGGUUAAAACUUUAUAUACUCACUUAGUAGCACCUUUGUAUUACAACUUUUGUUUGUCAUUAAGGUAUUAAUAUAAUUAGGGUUAUUGUGUACAAUACCAAUAUAAUUUGACACUUUAAUCAGCCCUUAGCAAAAUAAUAAUUUUCAAAAGCGCAGGUUCUUUUCUGUUGUGUUCUUUACAGCUAACUUUGGUUUAUAAUGUCAUUCACCAGGUUUUGCAGCCAGCUUUUGUUUUAAAGUAAAAUUAAAUCAAGGAUUUUAUUGACAAUAUGUGAUAUCUGUGGUUUAAAAGUUAGGUACUGAAUUUCAGUUGCUAAGCUAAUCAUUCAGUCAGUGGAUCUGUACAUAUUGUGUGUCAUUUUAUUCUAGGUUUUUUUUUGUUGUUUUUUUUUAAUGAUUUAAGAACUGUUCUUUCACAGAUACUCCAUUUAAUAUCUAUAAAUAUAUUAUAUUUAUUUUAAUCAUUUUAAUAUAUAAAGUUUUAUUUUAUGGAGUGUUUAUUUUGUAUUACAAUCAACGCAAUCUCAGUAGUGGUUCAAGAGGUAUGCUUAUUUCCUUUAUAAUAAUCAAGUUUACACUUUAAACUUCUUUACAUAUAUGUUUAAAACUUAGGUUAAAGUAUAAAAGCAUUUACUUACUAAGGGAGCAUGUGCAAUGUUUAAAACAAGUGUCAAAAUGCACUAGAUCUAGGUUUUUUUAUAAUGCUCUCAUUAGUUUUUAUUGUUUUUUUGUUGUUUUUUUUAAUUAAUCAAGCAUUUCAUUGUUUUCCACAUUGGAAAGAAAAUUGUUAGAAUCAUUUAAUGUUUGCUGCUUUACUUGUAUAUACAUAGAUUUUAUAUAUAAAACAAAUAUUAAACCAUUUUACGUUGUCUUGUUUUAUGCUAAUGAUCGGAGUAGAGAGCAAUAGUUCAUUUCAUCCCACACUUCGCUGAUAUGUAUCCAACAAUCUCUUUGCUUGCAUUGGCAACACUGGAAUACAUUGUUAGUCUUUCAUAUAUUUAUCUAUGGCAUAAUUAUGUUUUUGUGUGUCGCUUCAUAAAUAAUGGUUUUAGUUAAUAUUGUCUACAACAUUUGAGUUGAAACAAGUCAGUGUGGAAAGAAAAAAAGAUAAGGGGAAAAAAAAACAGAAUUAUUUGUGUUUUCUUCUGGCUAGUUAAUGCUUUUUAUACACAUUUUUUUCUGCUAAAUUAAAUGGUACAUUAUUC